UCUUCCUUGAAAUAAAUUUUUGGCUGCUCAGCAUUUAGCUGGCACCGCAACUGAAACUACGCAAUGGAUGUCGUCCAAGUGAGCCGCAUUGUGCCCGACGGAGGCUGGGGCUGGGUUAUUGUGGCCGCCGUCGCCGUUAUAAAUAUGACGAAUCAGUCCAUAUUAUCGGUCUUUGGCCUACUUUUCGGUGGAGAACUGCGCAUGCAUGAAAACACAUUCACCGCCGCACUGAUCACAAAUCUAAACAGUUUGGCCUUGAACUUCUCCGGUUUAUUCAUUGGACCGGCCAUCAAAAGCUUUAAGCCACGUAAUGUGGCUGCCACGGGCUGCUUGUUGGUGUUCUUUGGGUUGACGGUGUGCUCCUUUGCCACGGAGAUUUGGCACUUUAUCGUUGGCUAUAGUUUUUUCGUUGGCUUCGGAUUGGGUUUGAUUUCGCCAUCGACAUUUAUGGCCAUCAAUUCGUACUUCAGUAGCAAGCGAGGAUGUGCAGUGGGCGUCUCCUUGGCCGGUACCGGUGUUGGCCAGGUCAUUAUCCCGCACGUGGUGCGCUAUUUUCUACAAAAUUAUGGCUUCCGCAGCGCUGUGCUUGCCAUGGCAGCUUUAUCCUUGACUGGGCUGUUUGGUGCCAUGUUUCUGAAGCCGUUGAAUCCGCCAGUGACGCACAAUAAUCGCAAGCAUAUGCGACUGCUGAUGGAUAAGGAGGAUAAGAAUCAAAACAGCGCAUUGCAGGCAAUUGUUGUUCAGCCUGCUCAAAAAAAGGAUCCCAUGCCGCAAACAGUGUUGGAGCCAUCAAAAGAUGCCUCACUGUGCAGCCGAAUGGGUCAUCGUUUGGCGCAGGCUCUUGACCUGGAACUGCUCAAGGAUAUCGUAUUUUGGAGCAUUAUUGUGGGCAUGGCACUGGUCUACACAUCAACCAUUAAUUUCACCAUGGUCUUCCCUCACUUUCUGGAGCAUACGGCUGGCCUCGACAGCAGCGUGGUCGCCUUCUGCAUGUCCGUUGUGGCUGGCGCUGAUAUCGUCUUUCGGCUGCUGUUGCCCUGCAUAACCGAUCGGUUGAGGAUACCCUAUCGUGUUGUCUUCCUAAUGGGCACAGCCGGCAUGCUAACGUCGCGUCUCUUCCUCGCCGAAACCACCAGUUUGCCGAUCAUUAUUGCCAUGUCUGUGCUAACUGGCAUGACCAAAUCGGCGACAGUCAUCAACAACAAUCUGACAAUAUCGGCGCAUUGUCGUUCCGAGAAACUGGCUGGUGGUUUGGGUCUCAGUAUGAUUGCGAAGGGCGUCAUUGUGAUCCUUGUGGGGCAAAUGCUCGGCUGGAUACGUGAUUAUUCCAAUUCGUAUGUUAUCUGUUUGUAUGCCCAGAAUGUCGUGUUGCUCCUGGUCGUGCUGGUGUGGACACCAGAGAUAUAUUAUCGCUUCAGAAGGCAAAGCCGCAACACAUCCAAAUCCAUAGAGACUACAUAUACGAUGCCAACGGAACAGGCGACGGAAACAUUGCAUUCCCGCUCGUAAACCAAUUAGUUUUAAGUAUUGAAGGACUUAAAAUGAAGAUGUGAUAUAAAUAGGCGUUGUGACAAAAGGGCGCUAUUUUUUUAUCUUAUCUAUGUAUACUCCACUUAGGCUUAAGCUAUAUCGACUAUUUAUUUCCAUAUAGUAAUUAAGAACUUGUCUUUUCUACCUUGUAGCCACCAAAAUGAAAUACACAAUAAGAAUUACAGUUAUAAAAACCAAA
This is a messenger RNA of Drosophila grimshawi, 1729 nucleotides long. RefSeq names its product monocarboxylate transporter 13. Gene Ontology annotation, molecular function: monocarboxylic acid transmembrane transporter activity. Gene Ontology annotation, biological process: transmembrane transport; monocarboxylic acid transport. Lineage: Eukaryota; Metazoa; Arthropoda; Insecta; Diptera; Drosophilidae. Bases 64 to 1509 code for a protein of 481 amino acids. The transcript has 4 exons. The record is from RefSeq and is a predicted model, not a curated record.